Molecule: messenger RNA, 1413 nt
Organism: Fonsecaea erecta
Lineage: Eukaryota; Fungi; Ascomycota; Eurotiomycetes; Chaetothyriales; Herpotrichiellaceae
Product: homogentisate 1,2-dioxygenase
Exons: 3
Coding region: 1-1413 (470 amino acids)
Biological process (GO): L-phenylalanine catabolic process
Cellular component (GO): cytoplasm
Molecular function (GO): homogentisate 1,2-dioxygenase activity
Source: RefSeq, a predicted model, not a curated record
AUGCCUGUAACCCAAUUCGCUGUGACCGACACGUACGAAUAUCUGAAUGGGUUCGGGGGGUACAAAGAGAGUGAAGCCAUUCCAGGUACGCUGCCUCUGGCGGCGAACUCUCCUCAAAAAUGCCCGUACGGCCUGUACAAUGAGAAGUUGUCGGGCACGGCGUUCACUGCACCUCGAGACGAAAACCAGCAGACAUGGCUGUAUAGAAUACUUCCAUCUGCGAGCCAUCAGAACUUCCAGCCGGUACCGGCUUCCUCGUCGCAGUCUCUGAUCUCCCCCACUCCCAGUUUCGGCACUCAUUUCAACGCGAUUCCCAAUCAACUGCGGUGGGACCCCUUCGAUUUCGACAACGAAGUGUCGUGGAUCCAUUCACUGCACCUGGUGGCUGGUGCAGGCGAUCCCACUAUGAAACAAGGCUUGGGGAUCUACAUCUAUGCCUGCGGCAGCAGCAUGCCAGAGAAGACGGCCUUCUACAGCGCCGACGGAGAUUUCUUGAUUGUUCCACAACAUGGGACGCUCGACAUCCGAACCGAAUUUGGCAAGAUGCUGGUGCGGCCGAAUGAAAUCUGCGUCAUUCCGCGGGGAAUUCGAUACCACGUUACAUUGCAUAACAACGAGCCCGCGCGGGGGUACAUCUGUGAACUGUACCAAGGCCACUUCAAAUUGCCCGAGUUGGGCCCCAUUGGUUCCAAUGGCCUGGCCAAUGCGCGCGACUUCCAGACACCGGUGGCUGAUUUCAUCGAGGACUACGAGAACACCGAGUGGACACUGUACGGCAAAUUCGGGGGCAACCUCUUCUCGGCCAAACAAUCUCACACCCCAUUUGACAUUGUGGGUUGGCAUGGUACCUACUAUCCCUACAAGUAUGACUUGGGCCGGUUCAACCCCGUGGGCAGCAUCUCGUACGAUCAUCCUGACCCUUCGAUUUUCACCGUCCUGUCUGCCCCGUCACACCCUCAUGGAGCUGGAACGGCCGUGGUGGACUUUGUCAUCUUUCCCCCUCGAUGGCUGGUGGCCGAAAACACCUUCCGGCCUCCCUGGUACCAUCGCAACACCAUGUCCGAGUUCAUGGGGUUGAUUAUGGGUAACUAUGAUGCCAAGGGGGCUGGCAAGGGCGGAUUCCAGCCCGCGGGAGCGAGCUUACACAACACCAUGAGCGGGCAUGGACCAGACAUGCAGACAUUUGAGAAGGCGUCGACGAUGGAUUUGCCGCCGCAGAAAGUGGGCGAGGGUAGCAUGGCGUUCAUGUUUGAGAGUUGUUUGAUGGUUGGCGUCACCGAGUGGGGGUUGAAGACAUGCCAGAAAGUGCAAGAGACAUAUAAUGCCCAUUCCUGGGAACCAUUGAAGGUGCAUUUUAAGCGACCGGAAUCGUCGCAUGGCGGUAGCAACGGGGCCAAAAAGUCCAUGGCAUGA